Molecule: messenger RNA, 2843 nt
Organism: Bacillus rossius redtenbacheri
Lineage: Eukaryota; Metazoa; Arthropoda; Insecta; Phasmatodea; Bacillidae
Exons: 3
Coding region: 331-813 (160 amino acids)
Source: RefSeq, a predicted model, not a curated record
UCCACCAGGAAGAGACGUGUUGCCGGCCGCCUCGGACAACAAGUCCAUACUCAGGAAGAAUACGCUGUUUCAUUUCGAGACAGUCUAGAGGAUCGAGGUGUCUCCCCCAGUUCCACAGACGACCAGCUGACUAGCCUGCGGUCAGUUGUCCUCGAGGCGUGUAACGGGAGAGGGGAGAGGCGCAGUGCGAGACUAGACGGGGUUGGCGCGGGUCAAGAUGGCCGCCUCGCGCGACAGGCAGUUGUCCUCGAGCUGGUAGCGGGAGAGGGGAGAGACAGUGCGUCGGGAGAGCCGCAGUGCGCGACUAGACCCCGCCGGGGUGACGACGGCAUGGCGCGGGUCGACAAGAUGGCCGCCUCGCGCGACAGCGUGGUCUCGUGGCACGGCCUGGGCGCGCUGGAACUGGCCUUCCCAUGUGUCACGUGUUCCUUCGUCGUCAUCAUCCUGCUGCUGUGCUUCUGCUGCUGUCCGCUGCUGCUCUACCGCCUCAGGAACGAGAUUGGCUACGACUACCUGGCGCUGCUGUACUCGAUGCUGGGCCUGGUGGUGUUCGGGGUGGUGGGAGAGGUGCUGCUGGUGGCACGCCGCAGGGGGCGCCUGGCGUGCUGCGGUCGCCGCGAGGAGGCGCCACGCUCCUUCAGCGACCACCACGGCACCACGCACCACAAGCCCGCCGUCAAGGCCCCGCUCUGUGGCGUGCACGCACCGAGCCCCCGCGGCCCGCCGCCCGCCUACGACUCGGUCUCCGUCAACCAUCCCGCCACGAGUCAGCUGGACGUCAAGACAUCACUCCAGCCGAGCGUGGAAGGUUAACCAACCUAGAAGCCAAACCAGCAGACCCGCAAGGAAACUAAACUUCUGUGCCAAAUGACACCAACACAUUACUCAGACACCACAUGAACAACAAAACAAUAUACCACCAAAUCAAUGAGAGUUUCGUUUCUGAUGACACUCACUUGCAGGAAAGCCAGUAGUCAGCAGGUGGACAUCAGUACAACGGUCCAGCAGAGCAUCGAAGGUCCUGCUUCAGACCCGAGUCAAGUGGACGGCAGAAUGAUUGGUGGGAAGAAAGACAUGUCUCGGUUCAAAUGAUGCCGCCGCCUUGGGGCCGCACUGCAGCCAAGCGGAUGAAUGAGUGAUGAGCGAGUGGAUUGAAGCCCUGAAAAAGUGCUCUCGCGCCAGAUCUGGGGCGGAAAGCAAGUUGACAGGAAAACAACCCAAAAUGAUUUUAACUGUCUCGUACUUGCAUGAUCGAAAUAGUGCCGAGGAAAGUGAAACCAGUUGAAGUAGUACCGAUGUACAAUUGCCGCUAGCACAAUCAGUCCUGAAGGUACUGUACGUUACUUAGUGCUGGUGCCAAUAAUUAUCUGUAUCACUGUGAUUUAAAAUACUUUGGUGCCCAUGUGUACUACUUUCUCACAGAGGACAUCAGUAUUUUUUUAAUGUAACUUAUUUUGGGCAGCUCCAGUAACAAUGAUUUUCAAGUCACACCUUCUUCUAGCUUCUUUUUUCAGUGGACUUUCAGGUAAGAAUAAUUAAGUAAGGUUUUUAUGUAAUCAAAGACUUGCUUUUAAGUUACAGAGCUUUUGCUGCAUUUAAGUCUUGUUGUGAACUUCACAUGACUAAAAUCUCUUGUCAGCUAAAGUCUUGUUUGCUUCUUCAGGAAACAUACUUUUCAGUCAGGCUGUAAUUGCUUUCAGUCCAAUUUCUAUGUUCAUGACCAGUUAAAGACUUUUACAGCAUGUCAGUAAUUGUUGAGUAAUUAAUUUAUAUAAUAAACAAUGACAAUUGGUUUAGCAACACAGCUCUACUAGUGUGUUCAAUGGUCUCUGCAUUUUUGUGAAUAUUUUUAGUCAAAGGCUAUGUACCUAUACUUAAUUUUGGCUUUAAUACUUGGACAAUAGUUUUCUCACAUAUGUAUUUUUUUUACUGUUUUGAGCUAAGAACAACCAGCAAUGGCCACAUUGCCAACAGCCAGUAAAGAUGUGAACACAAGCAGUUUAAGGCAGCUUCCCGUGCCACCUGAACCAGAGAGAGGAAUAUGUAGGUAUUUGUGUUGUUUCAGAACCUACCCCCUCAGACAGCUAUAAGUUGUAAUUACUGUGGUUUGCCUGGGUGGCAAUCCAAACACAAAUGCCUAGGUCACAGAGUUUCAACAUCAUCCGUGUCUUUAUUUAUCACUGGAACGUGAUGACCAUUGUAAUUAAUUGUACCACCAAUAUACAUUUGUACGACUGUUGUUAUUAUUUGUAUCACAAAAUAAAAUCUGCUCUGAAAGAAAUUACUAUCCUUUAAGUGUUGUUCCAAUAUGAAUACAUCAAAAUAUAAAACACUAAUAAUUAUCUUAAUCUCUACAAACCAUAAAAUUUGGGUUACAUGUUGCAUGUAAAUGCUGAUAUGGGCCGGUCUCCUGCGGAGUGCGGAGACGUGGUGGGUGUCUCUCGUAGUGUCGUGGCUGGAUGUGGUUGCCCAGUGCACCCUCUCAGCAGGUGUGGCCUGUGUGGCUCACAGAUGCAUGUCACCCUCGCUGGAGAACAAUGCUAUGCAGCCUAGCCUGAACCCUCACUGACCCACGUGUUCCGGGCCCGUGGACAUUCCCUUAGGCUAGACACUCAGUGAACACUUUCUGGGACAGGAAAAUGGUUUGAGUCGACAGAACUCACGCGUCGGGUAGUAGUGCUACCGCAAUGGGGGUUGAAGUGCUCGUAGAAGUUUAGGGCGCCACCACAUGUAUGACGGGCAUGUGGACCCGGCUACUCUGUCCUCAGGGCCGAGGCGAGGCCCGUUUCCCCCUGUAGCACUCAAAACAACCGGAGAACGAUGACAGAUGCAUGAAGCUCCUU